Anguilla rostrata (American eel) is the source of this 3293-nucleotide messenger RNA. RefSeq names its product CXXC-type zinc finger protein 4-like. Gene Ontology annotation, molecular function: methyl-CpG binding; zinc ion binding. The record is from RefSeq and is a predicted model, not a curated record. The transcript is spliced from 3 exons. The coding region runs from base 1185 to 2063 and encodes 292 amino acids. Lineage: Eukaryota; Metazoa; Chordata; Actinopteri; Anguilliformes; Anguillidae. Gene Ontology annotation, cellular component: nucleus.
GUUUAUUCAUCUAAUAUGUUAAAUUGACUCAGCUGUCUUAGUUUUCUGUCUUAUUUUUCUUUGUUGAUGAGCGCAUUUUUUGUUAUGGUUUGUAUUGCUGAGUUUUCUGGUAGCAAAAGGCACAAAGAAAAUGUGAUGUGUUGUUGUCCUCUCUCCUGUAUGUUUUUAAAAAAAAUAUAUAUAUUUACAGGUUAAUAUUUACAGAUAUUGUGCAUAAACCAAGCAAAUAUAGCCUAGUAGUUUAUUGGCAUUACCUUACCUAACCAAGAAAAGUAUCAGAUUUUUUAUGAUGCUUUAUUGAAGGCAGUCUGUAGUAAAAUUGCUGUUCAGUAAGGCAAAACAGUUCAAUAGAAAUGCCUCAUCUAAGCAAUCAAAUUUGAUGUUCUAAAUUGAAAUGUUGAGGUAUUUCCUUAAUCUGAAUUAUUUGGAACACUAACAUAGACCAUCAAUAAUGGUGUCCAGCUUGUUGCCAGUCUAAUGCACCUCUGUAAUUUUUGACUGCUGUAGUGUUCCUGAAGUGUAUUGGCUUUAGCAAUUAAAAGAAAAUCUAAGUGAAGGUAAUGGAUGUGUCUAAUGGGCUUUUAUCAACGGAAACAAAAUCCAGACGAACUUGAGAGAGGAAAUGGAGUCGCCUAAGGCAACCGACACUACUGUUGCUACAUCUUUGGUUUGCUUGGGUUUAAAGUUGCUCCCAUUGGCUAUCUUGCACUUGUUCAGCAAAUGUGAUUGGCCUAGGAAUUAAUGAAUGCCAGAUGUCUUUUAUAAGUUUGACUGAGGCGUGUCGACGUAAUUUGGCAGGAGGGUCACAUUAAUUGAAAAUAUCAGCUGUUACCUGCAGUCCAAUGAACAGUAAUAUUUCUGCAUUGUUGUGUAUUUUUGAGGAUAUGUGUGCCCUCAGUAAUAUAUGGAGGAUAGUGAAUGUGUCGCCUGAUAUUGCUGGAGAAAUACGACGGUUGUGAUGUUGGAUUUUUCUUUAUAUUUUAAGAGAAUGCUGGAUAAACAAUUCCUGCCCUCGCACAAUGCACACUGGGAUUGGCUCCAGCACCCCCCGCGACCCUGCCCAGGAUAUGCGGCGCCAGAAAGGAUGCCCCGGAGGAUAAAGUCUUGUUUGUAACUGACCCCAGUUUGACGAAGGAGAGCACGACCCCGGACUUUGUUUGUGAAACCCCUGAACAGUUCUGGCCAUGUCGAAUAUGAACAAUGCCCUUUGUGUUGAGACCGGACAGGGCGCUGACGUCUCCCUGCUGCAGAAGGACAACCUUCAGCUGGACUCCAGUGGAUUAAACUCCGUUUUGGAUUACAAUGCGGAAAUGGAGAGGUACAGGUCCUUCGCCAACUUUUACAAAACCAACGGGGCGUUUCCACAGGCCGCCAAGAUCGCUCGCAUCACCACGCCGAUUUUUCCCAGCGCCCGGAUCGGCGUGUCCCCGUGGAACUGCGAUAACGCCAUGCUCUGGGGAAGGAAAUCAGCGGCAUUAAACCCUAAUAGGACCGCCGUGCACCGAAACGAGUCCCAGCGGCCGGGGAAGCCUGGCCUGCCGCCAGAGGCUCUGCAAAUGGCGAAUAAUAAUUUCCUCGGCGCCUUGUCCCCCGAACACUGCAGGCCGCUGGCGGGAGAGUGCAUGGACAAGCUGAAGUGCGGCUCGGCCGAGGCGGAGAUAAUGAAUCUCCCGGACCGCGUCGGGACGUUCUCCGCCAUUCCGGCUCUGGGCGGCAUCUCGUUACCUCCCGGGGUCAUCGUCAUGACGGCGCUGCACUCCCCCGCGGCCUCGUCGGCCGUCUCCGACAGCGCCUUUCAGAUCGCCAACCUGGCGGACUGCCCGCAGAGCAGCGCGUCGGCGUCCGGCGGCAACGCGGCGGCCAAGAAGAAGAGGAAACGGUGCGGGGUGUGCGCCCCCUGCAGGCGGCUCAUCAACUGCGGCGUCUGCAGCAGCUGCCGCAACCGCAAGACCGGCCACCAGAUCUGCAAGUUUAGGAAAUGCGAGGAGCUGAAGAAGAAGCCGGGCACGUCACAUGAGCGAGCGCCAGCCAAUGGGGGUGAAGCAUUCCGGUGGUUCUUCUAGGACUCUUACCCUCCACAGCAUUACCCAGAAAGCACUUGGGGGUCUGAAGGGGCCCAAAAAUCCAGCUUCUGAGAAGGAAAAAACGAUGUAAAUGAAAACAUGGUGUUGGUUUAACUCUGUAAUUUCCUUUUUCCGUGUAAUUAAUGUACCUUUUGACAGUAUCAUAAUGUACAGUUUGGUGUCAAUAAAUGUGUUUUAGUGUUGUGACUGUACGGAGAAACAGUCAUGCUAAUGUAAAUGACACAAAAGACAAUCAAGACAAAGAAACUUAAAAUGGAAAUGGCCACAGUGAUUAACAACCAAUUGCAACACAAUACACUUUAUAGAUCUGGAGCAAUAACCUUAAAAGUGACUACUGUACUCUUUUUUUUUUUUCAUUUUAUUGAUUUAUAUUGAAAUUGUGAAGUAUAUAUUUCAGGUUGUUCCCCUUUUGCGCUAUCUAUGUGUGGCCCAUGUUUUCGACACACUGCAGGAGCAAGCCCUCUUUAAUUAACGAGCUGCUUCAUAACUGGAAAGGCGCGAGAGGACAACUGCAGUGAUUCAGUUUGUUUAUUUUGUUUGCCAGUCAGCACGCUGCAGAGCAAGGCACAUUGUCUUGCAUGGCACGUCGCGGUUUUGCAGAGGAGAACAUAAUUACCCCCUUUCUCCGGUGCAAGACUUCCAGUCGAUAUAUAUUUUAUUGCACUGUCUACGUCUCAACGAGACGCUAAAAAUUGUUGAAAUACGUCAGCCAUUAAUGGAAGGAAAAAGCUGUAAUUAUGCUUAUUCUGGAUUAAUUAAUAAAGACUUACAUGACAAACAUAAAAUAGCCGGUGGGCCCUUCAAGAAUUCUUUUGUUGUCGCUUCAAAAAAAACUGUUGAAAUUGUAGGUAGAAAUACCACUAAAGGUAUUUCUUCUUUUUACACUCUAAUUUAGCAUUUAAUAUGGUAUAAUGGAUUGUAAUUUCCCGCUGCACAGAUGUACAUGAUUUGAAGAAAUGUGUUGAAGAAAAAAGUUAAGUACACAUUCCAAAUCAAUUAUUCAAUAAGUUACUCAUUGUCUUAACCCUAAUGUUGCAUGUAUAAAUGUGUUUUGGUUUUAAAGAUUAUCAAGAAUUUGUAUAUUGUUGUUGUGAUGCUUUUAUGUGUUAAAUAAAAAAAAGCUAAAAAAAAGUCAUUUGAUGUGAAUUAAUAAUGGAAAUAAAUUUUUACUCUCACAUGUACAAUUAAACAUUGACUAUGAUUACCAGA